GGGUAGCGGGGCAGAAUGAAGAUGUAGAUUUUUGAGGUCAAGCACGUGCUUCUACCUAGCGGCAAUCACUGUAACUAGAUCACGCCACUUCGGCUCGACACCGGCAGCCAUGUUUAGUUAGUUUCGUUGAUGUUUGCGGAGUGAGUGUGCUGAUGAUAGUUUUCGUGCUUCUGCGUUGCAAAUUUGAUCGGUAUUGGAACCAAGGUAAGGUCAAUUUACAGCUUUUAAGCUCAACUAUCAUUAGUGGAUACUUGAAGUACAUUUAAUUAGCUUAUGUUACGUGUAGUAGAAUGUUUCUUUACACAUCGUUUUUGAGUCACCAUACCUCCAUAACCUAAAACAUAUCACUGGGGCGGAACGGGGUGGGGCAGAACGGGGAAGUACCCCGUUCUGCCCCAUACUCAUUUUUAUUGGUGACCAUAUUACUUAGGCUAUUUUUUAUAUUUCAGAUGGUUCGAGACUAUAAAAGAAAAACGGAUAGACAAUCAUGGUCCUACGAGUCUAUGAAUAACGCAGUUGAUGCAGUUAUUUCCGGCCAAUUCGGUUACAAAAAGUCGUCUCAACAGUUCAAUGUGCCCCAAUCAACUUUGGAAAGAUAUGUAAAAAAAAAGAAAGAAAACCCUGACUAUAAAAUUAAUAAAUCAGCAGGAAAAUUUCAAAAAGUAUUUAGUGAUGAGCAGGAACAAGAGCUAGUAACCUACUUAAAAUCUAUGGAGGCUAGGUUAUUUGGUUUGUCAAUGAAAGACUUGCGGGAAUUAGCUUAUCAAUUAGCUGUAAGGAAUGGCAUUGGCCAUAGAUUUAAUAAUCAAACCGCAGGACAAGAUUGGGUCUCAGGCUUCCUUAAGAGACAUCCUACUUUAACUCUUCGGACACCUGAGUCAACAUCUGGUGCACGAGCUAUGGGGUUCAACAAAGUGUCUGUUGACAAAUUUUUUUUGUUACUCACAAAAGUAGUGGACAAGCACAAACUAACUGCCUCCCAAAUAUAUAACUGCGACGAAACUGGAAUUACAGUUAACCCAAAGAGCAAUUCAAAAAUCAUUGCCCUAAAAGGAAAGCGUCAGGUUGGGUUGUUAACUUCGGCAGACAGAGGAGAAACUGUAACUGCCCUCCUUUGCAUGUCAGCAAGUGGAGCGUACAUGCCUCCUAUGCUGAUAUUUCCUAGGAAAAGAAUGCAGCAGGAGUUUGAGAUGGGAUUGCCUCCUGGGGGUUGGGCAGAGGUACACAGCUCGGGGUGGAUUACAUUAGAUACUUUUUUUGCAUGGUUCAAGAAGUUUGUUACAUUCUCUAAUGCAUCUAAAACAUCGCCUGUUCUUCUUAUCCUUGACGGCCACUCGACACACACUAAAAACCUGAACGUUAUUGACUAUGCUAGGGACAAUGGAGUUUCCAUGCUAUGUAUUCCACCGCAUUGCUCCCAGAGGCUUCAGCCUCUUGAUGUUGCAUUUAUGAACCCCUUAAGUCGAUACUACAGCGAGGAGCUCCGAAAAUGGCUUCGGAGCAAUCCAGGAAAAGUGGUAACUUUAUUCCAGAUAUCGACUAUUUUUGGGGCAGCCUAUAUUCAAUGCGCCAAUAUGAGAACUGCCAUAAGUGCGUUUAAAGCUACAGGAAUAUGGCCUACUGAUCCCUCCAUCUUCAAAGAGGAAGAUUUUCUCCCAGCAGACGUAACCGACAUUCCUGUUGAAAUACCUCCUUCCCAAGAGGCUGUCUUAUCACCAGGAGAAGAACUGAUCCAAGGAGGCGAAGAACUUAUCCAAGGAGGUGAAGAUCUUAACCAAGGAGGUGAAGAUCUUAACCAAGGAGGUGAAGAUCUUAACCAAGGAGGUGAAGAACUUAUCCAAGAGCCUUCUCCGAACAUUCCAGUUAAAAAAUGCCAAUCAGCAAGCUCAAAUGAUGUUGAUGAAGUUUUUUGCACUGAUAAGGAGCAAACACCGGCAAAGAAACCCCGGCUCAAUGAUGGAUUGAGUGUCCCUGGAUGCUCUCAUUGGGUAGAUGGUAACCAGGCCUCUCAAUUAGGGGAAACAUCCAAAUUUGUAGUCUCACCCGAAGUUGUGAUGCCAAUUCCCAAAGUUAAGGCCACCACAAAGAGGUCAAAUCGGAAAAAAGGGAAGACUGCGAUCUUAACAGAAUCGCCAUACAAAAGAGAACUUAUGGAGGCUAUAAAUGAAAGGGAAGAAAAAAAUCGUAUCAAGCAAGAAAAAGCAAGAAUGAGGUUGUUUAAGAAGGAGAACAAAUCGAAGAGUAAGGAAACUAAAGAAAAAAACCUGAAGAAACUUGAAAAAAGAAGGAGCAGAAAAAUGAAGACAAUGAUGACAGUGAUGAUGAUGCAGACUGUGCCUGUUUGUAUUGUGGAGAGUUCUAUUCAAAAUCAGUAGAAGGGUGGGUAUCGUGCUGUAGGUGCAAAAAGUGGGCUCACAAUUCAUGCGCAGGCAUAGACAGUGAGGACGAUGAAGCUGUAUUGUUAUGUGAAUUAUGUGACGAUGAGGACUGAGAAUAGGAUUUGAAAACAAUUGAUGUUAGUUUAAGUAGCCUUAGGAAAAAAAGCUAUGACAAAACACGUUUUAGUAGUUAUAAUUAACAAUAUACGUUUGGAGGGAAGUUUUUCAAAAAUUUUGACAUGUA
This is a messenger RNA of Homalodisca vitripennis (glassy-winged sharpshooter), 2622 nucleotides long. RefSeq names its product MFS-type transporter clz9-like. Gene Ontology annotation, cellular component: nucleus. The coding region runs from base 450 to 2375 and encodes 641 amino acids. Gene Ontology annotation, molecular function: DNA binding. The transcript has a single exon. NCBI's taxonomy places the organism in Eukaryota, Metazoa, Arthropoda, Insecta, Hemiptera, Cicadellidae. The record is from RefSeq and is a predicted model, not a curated record.